Messenger RNA from Besnoitia besnoiti, 1059 nucleotides. RefSeq names its product apicoplast triosephosphate translocator APT1. The transcript has a single exon. Gene Ontology annotation, cellular component: Golgi apparatus. Bases 1 to 1059 code for a protein of 352 amino acids. Gene Ontology annotation, molecular function: antiporter activity. Lineage: Eukaryota; Apicomplexa; Conoidasida; Eucoccidiorida; Sarcocystidae. The record is from RefSeq and is a predicted model, not a curated record.
AUGGAGGAGACGAAGCGUCUCUCGGACCCCUCCGCGCCUUCGCAGUACGGCAGCGUGCCGGCACUGGGGGCGUGCGCAGCGAAGGAUCUCGAGUCUCAGACGCUGCUUUCGCCGCAGGAGCAGACGCGGUUCUACGUGCAGCUGGGAGGUCUCUUGUUCCUCUGGUACGCGCUGAACGUGAUGUACAACCUGGACAACAAACUGGCGCUGAUUAUGCUCCCGCUGCCCUGGAUGGUCUCGACUUUCCAGCUGUUUUUCGGCUGGAUCUUCUUCUGCUUCGCUUGGGCGACGGGUUUGCGACCUGUGCCGCGAUUCCACAGCCCCGGGCUCUUCUUCACCCGCAUCGCCCCCCAGGGCGUGUGUCACUUCUUCGUGCACAUUGGCGCCGUGAUUUCCAUGGGCUGCGGCGCCGUGAGUUUCACGCACAUCGUGAAGGCCUCGGAGCCGGUGCUCACGGCCCUGCUGUCGGGCGUCUUUCUGCACCAGGUUUUCAGCUGGCAAACGUACCUCUCCCUGGUUCCGAUCGUCGCGGGCGUCGUCAUGGCCUCAGUCACAGAGCUCUCCUUCACGUGGAUGGCGCUCGGCUGCGCGCUGGUCAGCGCCCUCGGGAGCUCGUCGCGUGCAGUCUUUGCGAAGCGCGCGAUGGCUAACCGGAAGCUCGUCGGCGAGAACUUGUCGUCCGCCAACAUGUACGCGCUCCUGACAAUCGUCGCCUCGCUCGUCUCCCUCCCUCUCGCGCUCAUUGCAGAAGGCUCUCAAGUCGCCAGCGUCUGGGCGGCGGCAACGAACCCCGACGGCCCCUGGACGCGCACGCAGAUCCUCACGAAAAUGUGCUUCUCGGGUUUCUGGUAUUACAUGUAUAACGAAGUCGCCUACCUCUGUCUGGAAAAAGUCAACCAAGUGACGCACGCAGUGGCUAACACGCUCAAGCGCGUCGUCAUCAUCGUCGCCUCAGUCAUCUUCUUCCAAACGCCCGUCACCCCCCUGGGCGCCGCCGGCUCUGUCGUCGCGAUCGCCGGCACGCUGCUGUACUCCCUCUCGAAAACCAAGUACGGCUAA